GGCUGCAGGUGCCUGGGAAGGGAUGGAGCCCGAGGCCGGCGACCACGGCCUGGCCUUCCGCAGUCUCCACAGCGGCUCCGGGGAGAUGAAGCUGCGGAAGAGGAAGUCCACGCUGUACGUGAAUACGCAGGAGAAGCGCUCUCAGCGCGGCGGUCUUCUUGGAGAAAGCAUUUACCUGGUUUUGUUUACCGUUGCUCUGCGAAUACUUAACUGCUUCCUAGUGCAAACGAGUUUUGUUCCUGAUGAAUACUGGCAGUCUCUUGAAGUUGCACACCACAUGGUCUUCAGUUAUGGUUAUCUGACCUGGGAAUGGACAGAAAGACUGAGGGGCUACACUUACCCCCUCAUCUUUGCAAGCAUUUACAAGAUUCUGCAUCUUUUGGGGAAAGACAGUGUUCAAUUGCUGAUCUGGAUUCCCAGACUGGGCCAAGCCCUUCUCUCUGCUGUAGCGGAUGUAAGGCUGUACUCGCUCAUGAAGCACGUGGGAAACCAGGAAGUGGCCCGAUGGGUGUUUUUUUGCCAGAUGUGCUCCUGGUUCACGUGGUACUGCUGCACCCGAACCCUCACGAACACCACGGAGACCGCCUUCACUGCAAUUGCCCUCUUCUACUAUCCCCUGGAAGGCUCGAGGUCCGUGAACAGUGUCAAGUACUCACUCCUGGUUGCACUUGCUUGCAUAGUCCGCCCCACAGCGCUCAUCCCAUGGGUGCCGUUACUCUUCAGCCAUUUCUACCAAGAGCAGAGAAAGCGCCAUCUGACCCUGCGUCACUUUUUACCUGUAGGACUUAUAACCUUCAGUUUGUCUCUGAUAAUUGAUCGCAUCUUUUUUGGCCAAUGGACAUUGGUCCAAUUUAAUUUCUUGAAAUUUAACGUGCUGCAGAAUUUGGGGACAUUUUAUGGCUCUCAUCCAUGGCACUGGUACUUCAGUCAAGGGUUUCCAGUUGUCCUGGGAAGCCACUUGCCCUUCUUCGUCCACGGCUGCUUCCUGGCCCCAAGGAGGCUGCACAUACUACUGCUGACCGUGCUGUGGACACUGCUGGUGUACAGCAUGUUGGGCCACAAAGAAUUCAGGUUUAUCUAUCCAGUUUUACCAUUUUGCAUGGUGUUCUGUGGAUACUCACUAGCCCACUUGAAGGCAUGGCGGAAGGCAGCUCUGAGUUUCCUGCUUUUGUCAAAUAUGCUGCUGGCUCUCUAUACUGGCCUAGUUCACCAGAGGGGCACUCUGGAUGUCAUGAGUCACAUUCAGCAAAUCUGCCCCAGAGGUCCUGACCCAGCUUCAGCCUCCGUGUUCAUCAUGAUGCCUUGCCACUCCACUCCUUACUACAGCCACGUUCACUGCCCACUGUCCAUGCGGUUUCUCCAGUGUCCUCCAGACCUGACUGGAAAAUCCCAGUAUCUUGAUGAAGCAGAUAUGUUCUACCUAAAUCCCUUAAGCUGGCUACAACAAGAGUUUCGAAGCAAUGCAUCUCUCCCCACUCACUUGGUCACCUUCAGUGUUCUGGAGAAGGAGAUCCGCGCCUUCCUCACUUCAGGAAGCUAUGAGAGGACCGCUAUUGUCUUCCAUACGCACUGGCCAGAGGGUCGGACUGGAAGUCACAUACAUGUCUAUGAACGACGGUUACCCGGCAGUGUCGCCACAGGAGGGAGUGAACUGUGAGGACGGCUGCAGAGAUGCU
This is a messenger RNA of Microtus ochrogaster (prairie vole), 1676 nucleotides long. RefSeq names its product phosphatidylinositol glycan anchor biosynthesis class B (gene Pigb). Lineage: Eukaryota; Metazoa; Chordata; Mammalia; Rodentia; Cricetidae. Gene Ontology annotation, biological process: GPI anchor biosynthetic process. Gene Ontology annotation, cellular component: endoplasmic reticulum membrane. Gene Ontology annotation, molecular function: alpha-1,2-mannosyltransferase activity. The record is from RefSeq and is a predicted model, not a curated record.